UAUUUUGAGAGCACACAAUUCUCUUCGGCACACAGCUCUUAAACAAAAAUAUAAGUGUAUAGAAUAGACUUUUUAUCGGUUGGUUUACGUAGCGUCGAUAACUGCAAUCUUAUCACGGCCGGUGAAACCAUCGGUGAUUCAGUGGCUCGUUUGAAGUGCAACGGAUUGGUAAUAUGAAGACUGUUGCGGCAUUGUUGCUGCUGCUGUUUUGCCACGAGUGGCAGCAGUUGAAUGCUGCCAGUAUUUUGUGCCUUGUUGGCACGGCGCAGCAUUAUAAUCCUGGCUGGACAAAGCCAUUCUUUGAGGCUCUCGCCGGCCGUGGCCAUUCACUGACAGUCAUAGGAACACAACCCGAUCUAGGGCUUCCGCACAUACGGCAAAUUUUCUUGCCGAACGAACACGAUGUGGUCAAAAAGCAUUAUACAAACGAUAUGGGUCACUAUCGACAGCACUGGGACAUAAAGCAGCUGUUGAUCUGGUAUGAGGCGCUGCUGGGCGGCUGCCGCUCCAUAAUUGAGGCAAAUUUUUACAAAACAUUUGACAUGACGGCUUUGAAAUAUGAUUUGAUUAUCUAUGAUGCCACCUUCUCGAUGGAUUGUCUGCUCGCCACGCUGCCACGGUAUCGAUCGGUGCCCGUGCUGGGCCUGAGUGGAGGCAAAUUCACAACGGAUCUCAUUGAUGUUGUUCAGGGCGAGGAUACGAUUAGUGCGGCAACCAUACCUCAUUUUAUCGGUCGGCUGCCUAUAACAAUGAACUACUGGCAGCGCAUACAGAACCAUGUCAUGUACCUGGCCGAAUCAUUCAUUCAUUGGGCCGUGGUUCAACCCGUUCUAAAUGGUAUGCUGGAAAGCGGGUUUUCCUCAAUUAAAGCUCAGGUCGUGUUACUUAAUACUCAUCCCGUUCUGGAUUAUGUGCAAAAUAUGCCACCAAACGUUAUAGAGGUGGGUGGCCUGCAUAUUCGAGCCGAGUCGGAACCAUUGCCCUUCAGUUUGCAAGAAUUUAUUGAGCGCUUCUCCGAGGGGAUUGUCUACAUAAAUCUGCCGCAUAUUGAGCUCAUGUACGGACUGGGCCUAAAAGCCGUUGAAUCAAUGAUCAAGGAGUUCAGUCAGCUUGGUUUUCUCUGGAAUGUGAACAAUCUUAAAGACCUCCAGCUCUCAGAGAGUUUAUACAAUUUAAGAGCCAUCAAUGUGUUUGACAAUAUGCAGCAGAACAUAUUGGCUCAAUCUAAUGUAAAGGCAUUUCUGACCCAUGGUGAUAGCUUUGGUAUCCAGGAAGCUAUCUACAAUGCAGUGCCGAUCAUUGCGCUGCCCUUGCUCAUGGAUCAAAUUAAUAACGCCGAACGUGUGCAGGAGCGUUAUUUGGGAGUUUGCAUGUCGGCUAAGAACUUCAGCGUGGACAGUUUCUCCGCAGCUCUUAAGAAAAUAAUUCGUGAGGAAAUCUAUGUGGAAGAACUGCGGCAGGCACAGCUCAAUUUCCGCACGCGCCAAGCGAAACCCGUGGACUUGGCUAUUUGGUAUGCCGAGCAAUUGGUUAGCCAGCCGGAUAUCUUCAAACAGUUAUCGGUUCCGGAAUCUUCUCAACGUUCCUAUUUUGUUAGGAAAUCUUUGGAUGUUUUGUCUCUACCUUUUCUAUUUUUCCUCUUCUUUUUUGCCAAUGUUGUACUCGCGAUUUUACAAAGCAUUGUGACUGACAAUGAAAAGAAAACGGCAAAGCAAGUUAAAAAGUUAAAUGGAAUAGGGAAAGAGCAGAGUUCCGACAAAGAACAGAAAGAAGAUUAACUUCUUUUUUAAGAUUAAGAGUAUGGGUGCUAUAACGUUAAAAUAAGUAAAGUGGAAAAACAAGAAAUUUUAAAAACAAAGUGCUAACAAUA
This is a messenger RNA of Drosophila novamexicana, 1870 nucleotides long. RefSeq names its product UDP-glucuronosyltransferase 1-8 (gene Ugt305A1). Lineage: Eukaryota; Metazoa; Arthropoda; Insecta; Diptera; Drosophilidae. The record is from RefSeq and is a predicted model, not a curated record. Gene Ontology annotation, molecular function: UDP-glycosyltransferase activity. Bases 174 to 1778 code for a protein of 534 amino acids. The transcript has 4 exons.